Messenger RNA from Saccharomyces kudriavzevii IFO 1802, 1521 nucleotides. RefSeq names its product Fen2p (gene FEN2). NCBI's taxonomy places the organism in Eukaryota, Fungi, Ascomycota, Saccharomycetes, Saccharomycetales, Saccharomycetaceae. Gene Ontology annotation, biological process: pantothenate import across plasma membrane. Gene Ontology annotation, cellular component: plasma membrane. The transcript has a single exon. The coding region runs from base 1 to 1521 and encodes 506 amino acids. The record is from RefSeq and is a predicted model, not a curated record. Gene Ontology annotation, molecular function: pantothenate transmembrane transporter activity.
AUGAUAAAGGACCCAAAUACCAUCACUCAAAAUGAAGUGGAGAGUAAACCCAUUGCCUCCAAACGUCCAAUCAAUAAGAGAUUCCUUUUGUUCAAGAUAGACUUGUUUGUGUUAUCAUUUGUUUGCCUACAAUACUGGAUCAACUAUGUGGAUCGUGUCGGUUUUACCAACGCAUAUAUAUCUGGUAUGAAGGAAGAUCUUAACAUGGUGGGAAAUGACUUGACUGUAUCCAACACAAUCUUCAUGAUUGGUUAUAUCGUCGGUAUGAUUCCUAAUAACCUGAUCUUAUUGUGUGUUCCACCUAGAAUAUGGCUGAGUUUUUGCACGUUUGCUUGGGGGCUGUUGACCUUGGGAAUGUACCGUGUUACAUCGUUUAAACAGAUUUGCGUCAUUAGAUUCUUCCAGGCCUUAUUUGAAAGUUGUACGUUUUCUGGGACACAUUUUGUUUUGGGUUCGUGGUACAAAGAAGCUGAGCUGCCAAUAAGAAGUGCAAUUUUCACUGGUAGUGGUUUAGUGGGUUCUAUGUUCAGUGGAUUUAUGCAAACAAGUAUUUUUACUCAUAUGAACGGUCAGAACGGUUUAGCUGGUUGGAGAUGGUUAUUUAUCAUUGAUUUUUGUAUCACAUUACCUAUUGCGAUUUAUGGAUUUAUUUUUUUUCCAGGUUUGCCUGAUCAAGCAAGUGCUCUCAACAAGUUUUCCAUGACAAGAUAUAUCUUUAAUGAGCAAGAACUACAUUACGCCAGAAGAAGACUCCCAGCUAGAGACGAAAGCACCAGAUUAGAUUGGUCAACCAUCCCUAGGGUUCUAAAAAGAUGGCACUGGUGGAUGUUUUCUCUCGUGUGGAUUCUUGGAGGUGAAAAUCUUGGUUUCGCAUCUAAUUCUACAUUUGCAUUAUGGUUGCAAAAUCAAAAGUAUACACUAGCGCAAAGGAACAAUUAUCCUUCGGGCAUAUAUGCUGUGGGUAUAGUUUCUACACUUUGUUCCGCUGUAUAUAUGAGUAAAGUUCCAAAAGCAAGACCUUGGCAUGUCUCCGCCUUCAUAUCCUUAGUCAUGAUUAUUGUUGCAAUACUAAUACGUGCCAAUCCACUGGAUCCAAAAAUCGUUUUUUCUGCGCAGUACCUUGGAGGCGUUGCAUAUGCUGGACAGGCAGUCUUUUUUUCAUGGGCCAAUAUUGUUUGUCAUGCAGAUCUCCAAGAACGUGCUAUUGUUCUUGCUUCAAUGAAUAUGUUUUCAGGGGCAGUCAACGCUUGGUGGUCGAUAUUAUUCUUUUCUUCAGAUAUGGUACCUAAGUUCGAGAGAGGCUGCUAUGCCCUUUUGGCCACAGCAAUAUCAAGCGGUGUGGUAUCAGUCGUCAUACGUUCACUACAGAUAAGAGAGAAUCUAGCCAAGAAACCUGUUUCUUACAUAGAUGCUAAUGACAUGCCCGGAGAAGACGAGGAGGAGGAGGAGAACCUGGAUGAAGAAGGUGACGAAAAUGAUGGUGAUGAAGAAAUGGCCGAAGUCUCAAAUCCUUUUCGUUAG